This is a messenger RNA of Fraxinus pennsylvanica, 528 nucleotides long. The record is from the annotation of a GenBank genome assembly. NCBI's taxonomy places the organism in Eukaryota, Viridiplantae, Streptophyta, Magnoliopsida, Lamiales, Oleaceae.
AUGGGUUCUCUUGGCAAGGAUGACAGAGAAGAGGUUAUACAGGCAUGGUACAUGGAUGACUCUGAUGAAGAUCAGAGGCUCCCACAUCACCGUGAUCCAAAGGAAUUUGUGUCCUUGGAUAAACUUGCCGAGCUUGGAGUGCUCAGCUGGAGAUUGGAUGCUGACAUUUAUGAAACAGAUGAAGAGUUGAAGAAAAUUCGUGAAGCUCGUGGAUAUUCUUACAUGGACUUUUGUGAGGUUUGCCCUGAAAAACUGCCUAAUUAUGAGGAGAAGAUCAAGAACUUUUUUGAAGAACAUCUUCACACAGAUGAGGAGAUCCGCUAUUGUGUUGCAGGGAGCGGUUAUUUUGAUGUGCGUGAUCGCAAUGAGGCUUGGAUUCGCAUCUGGGUGAAGAAAGGAGCAAUGAUUGUUCUGCCUGCAGGAAUAUAUCACCGCUUUACCCUAGAUUCAGACAACUACAUUAAGGUACACUUCAAAGGAGCAUGCUCCACAAUUCUUACACCGAAUUGCAAUCAGAUGGUAAACUAG